AUGCGCCGUGUCAAGAAAUCCAGGAAUGGCUGUGCGAGGUGCAAGAGUAAACGAGUCAAAUGCGGCGAAGAGAAACCGCAUUGUAGCCGGUGUACACGGCUAGGAGUCCAUUGUCCUGGCUAUGCACAGUCACUUCGCUGGGUCACUAGACAUGAGCAAGCGAGUCCAACGGCAUCGGCGGCGUCCGAGGCCAGAGUCCCAAGCCCCGCGGCUUCGGCCUCAACGGCUCCGGCUCAGCCGCAGAUCGACCAUGCAUUGCCGGCAAACUUCCACUCGAAUCAGCAUACGCCGGCAGGAUCGGGCUUAGAUGUACCGAGUACCCUCUGUGAUGAUCUAUGGGAUCUGCCUGGUCAUGCAUCUUUGCCUGAACUGACGGAUCUAUGCGAGCCGUCGAUGCCGGCAGGAACGGCAUCGUUUUCGCCUUCGAGGGACUUUGUUCAUGACUUUGGGCAUUCAGGAGAGGCGGCAGCAGACUUGUCUCACCUUUUGUCACUCAUUGGUCCGGAAGAAAGUGACCCUGCAUACCGACACUUCUCUCCAUCAGCCAUUGUGCGAAGCUAUCCGCCUGCAUCCCGCCGGUCCACCCCGCGGGAUUUCAUGACCAUGUCUCGAUCGUUGAAUAAUCCCUCUUGGACCUUGAUUGAGUAUUAUUUCAAGGAAGUAGCGGCAUUGUUCUCCAGCUACGAUAGUCAGAUGAACCCAUUCAGAACCACCGUCUCCCGUCUCUGGGGUUCCUCGCUGGCCAUGUGCCGCACCAUGCAAAGCAUGGCUGCAGCCACGCUGGUCAAUGAGUUUCCGCACUUUGGACCACUGGGUCGAAAGAUGCGGGAUGAAGCAGUGGACAUUAUCACGCGCGAGACAGUAAUAGACGACAAAUCCUUACUGGCACUGCUGAUGCUGGGUCAGACGGCAAGCUGGCACGAUCCAACCGACCUAGGUAUAUCAUUCUUCAACCUUCUUCGAAAGCAGCUCAAUACCAUAACUUCGCCGAAUAACUCGGAGUUUGGACUCCCCCAACGCGACAGUAAUAACUAUCGGUUCUUCGAAGAAGCUCUCAUAUAUUGGGAAAUGUUACUUUCCUUUGUCGCAGAUAACGACAAAGGCUUAUUGUCCAAUAGCUCACAAUCUACUUCAUCGAUGGGCGAGUCUCUCGUUCUACAGAGAGUCCCCCAUCCAUGGACUGGUAUCGCACGCGACACCCAGUUCACGGUGCACCAGGUUGGCCAGUUGAUUCGCCGGGAGCGAAAACGCAUCCGCUCCAGGAAGUUCACCUCUCAAAAUGAUAUCGCCAAUGCUCAAAGAGCGAUCGACAAGUCUCGGGAAUUGGAAGAACGCCUGCUAGCACUGGCCCAUCCCUCUGAGGCCGAGAUUGUCAGCCCAGGAGAUGAUGAUACUCCAGUCUGGCAUCUUCUCACAAUGGCAGAGGCCUACCGAUGUACUGGGCUCAUGCAGCUAUACCGUGUCUUCCCAGAUCUACUUCAUAACCGCCUCCCUGGAUCAGAGUCUAGCACUUCUCAAUACCCAGGGAGUGCAGGACCAACAACCCAAGACCCGUUCUUCCCCAUCGAUCUAGACAGCAUGAACCUGCCAACUGCGUUUGGAGACCCAAGCCCGGCAGGACACACAAACACCAAUCCUUCUCCAUCCCCACGGCCAUCUACACAUAGCCUUUACACAAAUCACACUCGCGAGAGAACCAAACCUGAAGACAAUCCGAAUCCCGACAAACUUGCCAAUACUUGGCUUACCGAAUUCGCCGUGACAACCCUUUCCCGUCUGAAGACCAUUCCAUUGGAAUCUCGUACCCGCUGUCUUCAGCCGUUUUUGCUCGUAGCAUCCUGCUCGGAACUCCGUCUCCCACCUUUGAAUUCAGAUUCCGAUGUCCAACCCGAAAGCGAGGACAAUCCUUCCAAUCCAACUUCCAUGCCCAGUAUCUCCAUGGAAGCAAUUGAAGUCUCCCGCACCCGGAAAUUCAUUCUCGGUCGUCUCACUUCCUACCUCCAUGUCCUGCCACCGAAACCCAUCAAUGUCUGCCUUCAAUUGGUGAAUGAAGUAUGGAGACGGCUGGACGCUGGAGAAGAUGAUUGUUACUGGGUUGAUGUGAUGAUCGAGAAGGGAUGGGAGACAACUAUGGGCUGA
Molecule: messenger RNA, 2139 nt
Organism: Penicillium salamii
Lineage: Eukaryota; Fungi; Ascomycota; Eurotiomycetes; Eurotiales; Aspergillaceae
Source: the annotation of a GenBank genome assembly